CCCUCUUCCCCUCCUCCUUCCAAAAGUUUCUCCGCCUUAUUGCUUGCUUGCCUGCCUGCCUGCCUGCCUGCUUGCCAGCUCCAUUCUUCUUCAGCCAGCUAAUUUCCUUUGCGCCGCCUCUAGAUAGUUGCUGGCAUUCCUCAGACCCGCAUUCCUCGGUUGUGUCAGCGACCAUCGAUAACUAUCCGUUUCCAACUGCGCUGUAUACAUUCUCGAGUUACAUUGGGGAAAUUAAACGGCAACACAUGUUUAUUGCGCCCGCCGUCUUCGUCCAUCUACCGUUGCGCUUGUGGUUAUAGACGUGCGCUCAUACCUCGCACCCCUUCCUGGUCACCCCCUCCUCUCACCCAGGACUGAGUCCUGCUCUACUACCAGUUGCUGCGCGUUUGGCGAUCCAAGUGGCAGUCGCCGUUGAGUCGCCACAAUGCCUUCCACCUUUUGGGAGCGGACGAAAGGGACGUCUAAGAAAGGAUUCGACAAGGCAUGGCACACCCUCGACAAACUGGGGGAUCCCGUCAAUCGACUCUCCAAUCGAGUCGGUGCAGAGGCCUUCUGGCCCAUGGCCAUUGACAAAGAGAGCGACAAGGCAGCGCGCAUCUUACGAAGCUUCUGCAAGGAUGGCUUUUACAGCGAGGAGGAUGCGGAUCGCCAGAGUACCGACAGCGCGGCCAACCCGACGACCGGCAAGAUCGACCGUCCCAAAGGCAAGCAACGAGUCCUCAAGAAAAUCCCUUCGAGAGUCAUCCAGCAGGCCAAAGGCCUCGCCAUCUUCACCACUAUGCGCACGGGUCUCUGGCUAAGCGGCUCAGGCGGAAGCGGUGUUCUUCUGGCACGGAUACCUGAAACAGACGAGUGGAGUCCUCCGUCGGGCAUCAUGCUGCAUACGGCGGGCAUUGGGUUCCUAGCCGGAGUGGAUAUAUAUGAUUGUGUGGUCGUCAUCAAUACAUACGAAGCGCUAGAAGCAUUCAAGAAAGUUCGCUGCACCCUCGGUGGAGAAGUAAGUGCCUCCGCCGGUCCGGUUGGCAUGGGUGGUGUUUUGGAGUCAGAAGUCCACAAGCGACAAGCCCCGAUCUGGACCUACAUGAAAAGUCGGGGGUUGUAUGCGGGUGUCCAGGUCGAUGGAACGAUCAUCAUCGAGCGAAGCGAUGAAAACGAACGAUUCUACGGCGAGCGCAUAUCAGUGACGGAUAUCCUGGCUGGCAAGGCCAAAAACCCUCCUGCAUCGAUUCAAACACUGAUGCAAACCAUCAAGGCCGCCCAAGGAGAUGCUAAUGUGGAUGAAGCCCUCUUGCCACCUCCAGGGGAGGCUCCCGGCGAUGUCGAAGUCGGCCCUGCGAUCGGCUCCUUUGGCGUACCUGAUCCAGAGGAUCCCGAUCCGUUUGGUGUAAAGGCAUUAGAAGCGGAGGGUCUUUUCAUUCGCGAGGCUGGUUCGCGAAGCAGACCGUCGCAGGAGGCCUUCGAAUUCAAACCCGCCCCAAGCAGUCCUGUGUAUGCCACCUUCCGCCGCAGUCUCGAUAGCUCACCCCGCAGCAGCUGGCGCGCGAGUGUGCAGAGCUACGCCAGCAUAGAUCGAGGGACCCAGACAGAUGAUGGUCCGGCUACAGCGCCACCUUCUGUCAGUCGCGCCUCUUCCAGGAGUUAUCGAGAUCACGAGGAGUCCCGUUUGGGUGCUGUUAUCCCCGAACAUGGCGAAUAUCAUAUUCCCACAGACGCUCCGGUCGCCGCCGAAGAAGAAGACGACUUGGUGGACGAUGACGAUCUCGAGGUGCACGAAGUCAGCAGUGCAACGGUCUCCAAGCGAGAAAGCACCGCCCAGUCCCCGGUUUCCAUUGAAGACUCAACAAUGCCUUCCGAACUUCGACGUUACUCACCCACCUUCACGCGUGCCCGGUUGGUAACCAUUCCCAAGCGCGUCCCACCUGCGCUUCCACCCCGAAACCCCUCGCGUACUCCUGGUUCUAUCUCAACUUCGACCCCCACUUCCCCGACCUCUUUUUCCCGCUCCCACAGUCGUCGCCGGUCUGUGGCCUCGAGCCCUGGACGCUCUGGAAUGAUUGGGCUUACCGAACUACCCCUGCACUCCCUGUCUGACGACUCGCUCAGUGACUCCUCGUCCAACGCAGCGGCGGAGUCGUACAACAAGACAUCACCUGACCGGGAGGAUUUCCACUCCGUGUCCAGCCUCCACGACUCGGAUGCCGCUUCGGAAACAGAAGCCAGCAUCAAGGAGAUUGAUGCCAAGUCUGACUUGCCGGUCAUUGCUGCCGCCGACAAGGCUGAACUUGCAAAGACACUUGCUUCCGAUACAGAUGUCAAGGGCGCAGCAGCGGCAUCCUCUCACCUUGCAUGAAGAUGCGUCACAACCUUGCUUUCAUCAGCGUUUCACUUCAAAAAGACUUUGCUUUCGUCUGUAUAUAUAUAUAUCCUUCAGGCACAUGCUUGGGACGGUGGUCCUCUCAUAUGACACCGAUUGACCUGCAAGGCACCUAAUAUCGGUCCUCGCGAUCUUUCUAUGUCUGUGACUUUAUUUAUGCCCUUCGUUGUCAAUUUUGC
This is a messenger RNA of Aspergillus japonicus CBS 114.51, 2553 nucleotides long. RefSeq names its product DUF500-domain-containing protein. Bases 425 to 2350 code for a protein of 641 amino acids. Gene Ontology annotation, molecular function: phosphatidylinositol binding. Lineage: Eukaryota; Fungi; Ascomycota; Eurotiomycetes; Eurotiales; Aspergillaceae. The record is from RefSeq and is a predicted model, not a curated record. The transcript has a single exon.